Molecule: messenger RNA, 1102 nt
Organism: Trifolium pratense (red clover)
Lineage: Eukaryota; Viridiplantae; Streptophyta; Magnoliopsida; Fabales; Fabaceae
Exons: 5
Coding region: 230-736 (168 amino acids)
Cellular component (GO): chloroplast inner membrane; chloroplast thylakoid membrane
Source: RefSeq, a predicted model, not a curated record
GGUUGGUAUAUCCGAUGAGGAGAGACAUAAACAAGGCGGUAGUAGCUGCUUAGCAAAUUAGCAAAUAGGAAAAAUAGAAAUUUGUAGUUAAAUUCAUGAUUUCAUUAAUUAAUCAUAAUUACAAAAAUUACUUAGCUUCUUCUUAGAAAUCAUCGAACGAUUUCAACCGUAUUUCCCUUUCUCUCUAUUCAUUCAACAAAUCAACGCUUCUUCUUCUUCACCCAAAUCCAUGGCUUCUUCUGUUACUGCUGCUGUUUCUACUUCUUUCCUUCUCACCAAAUCCGCAUCAUCCAUAAACAAGAUGAACCAUUCUCAUGUCAAGAUCAAGCCACCUGGCUUGUCAUUGAAUCUUAAUCGUCAACAGAGAUUGCAAUUUUCUUCAACCAGAAGGCCUCUAAUUGUUCAAGCUACAUAUAGUGAUGAUGGAAGACCCAGCAGUGCCAGCCUCUUUGUUGGCGGCUUUAUCUUGGGAGGAUUAAUCGUUGGCACUCUUGGCGCCGUGUAUGCACCUCAGAUCAGCAAUGCUAUAGCUGGAACUGACAGGAAGGAGUUAAUGAGAAAACUGCCAAAGUUCAUAUAUGAUGAAGAAAAGGCUUUAGAGAAAACACGUAAAGUACUGGCCAAUAAGAUUGAACAAUUGAAUGCUGCUAUAGAUGAGAUUUCUUCUCAGCUUAGGUCAGAGCAGACCCCAAAUGGAGUAGCUGUGAACUCUGACGAAGUUGAAGCUGCCACAUGAGACUGUUGCUGUGAUGUUGGCCAUUACUCUGUUCCCUGAAAAUAUCGUUGGUACAAAAUCCAUUUUGAAUUACUUGUAAUAUCUUUCCAUUUCUUCAUAUAGUAUUAAACAGAGUUGAUGACAACCUCUACUAGGUAAAUUUGUCAUUUCGAUCGGAGGUCUCUUGUGCUCUAUUUCUAUCAGUACUUUUCCUUUUUUUAGUGAAAGAUUAUGGAAAUUACUACUAGUUAACCGUUUCUGGUUUGUAUGGUUUUAAUAAUCAGUGUUCAAUUGCUUAGACAGUGAACAAUAUCACUUUGGAUUCUCCAUAAAGGAUGUUGUCACUUUUACAGCAAACAUGAAAUAGAUGAUAACUAUGGAUUCAUA